Messenger RNA from Olea europaea var. sylvestris, 679 nucleotides. RefSeq names its product regulator of nonsense transcripts 1 homolog. Gene Ontology annotation, molecular function: RNA helicase activity. Bases 7 to 516 code for a protein of 169 amino acids. The record is from RefSeq and is a predicted model, not a curated record. The transcript has 7 exons. Gene Ontology annotation, biological process: nuclear-transcribed mRNA catabolic process, nonsense-mediated decay. Lineage: Eukaryota; Viridiplantae; Streptophyta; Magnoliopsida; Lamiales; Oleaceae. Gene Ontology annotation, cellular component: cytoplasm.
GGGGCGAUGAAGACUUUUGCUGUGGAUGAAACGAGUGUCAGUGGGUUCAUUUACCAUCAUUUGCUAGGCCAUGAAGUUGAGAUGCAGAUGGUUCGCAAUGCAUUGCCUCGCCGCUUUGGUGCUCCGGGUCUUCCAGAACUUAAUGUAUCUCAAGUUCUCGCGGUGAAAAAUGUCCUACAAAAGCCAAUAAGUCUGAUCCAAGGCCCACCUGGAACUGGAAAAACUGUCACUUCUGCUGCAAUUGUGUAUCAUAUGGCGAAACAAGGCCAGGGACAGGUUUUGGUCUGUGCUCCAAGCAACGUGGCUGUUGAUCAGCUAGCUGAAAAGAUAAGUGCAACUGGUUUGAAGGUUGUCAGACUCUGUGCAAAGUCGAGGGAAGCUGUUAGUUCUCCUGUUGAGCAUUUAACCCUCCACUAUCAGGUUCGACAUCUUGACACAUCCGAAAAAAGUGAACUUCACAAGUUGCAACAAUUGAAAGAUGAACAAGGAGAACAAGAACAUCUGGUGAUGUAUUGAUGGAAUACACAUGCGGUUGUGAUUAAUUACAGCUAAAUGCUCGAAGCCUCAAAUCUCACCAAGGCAUCAAGGCCUCACGAGGGACAUAAACGCGAAGGAGGUUUCACCCUGUCCAAGGAAAACACGUUAAUUUGAAAAGAAAAUUUUUGAAUACAGAAAUAUU